UGAGAGCCUGAAACCUAUGGGGAAGGAAUAAAAAAAGACGUUCAGUACCGUCGCACUCUGUACCGUAAGACCAAUAUUUCUGAGCAGCUCGCUGCUCCGGGACUUUAGUUGAGACGCCGAAAUUUGACAACGGUUAGGCUAAAUUCGGUGUCACCGUAAAGCAGCGAAUUCGUAGAAGAAGACGGUGGCAACUGGCAGAUUUUCCGUUGGACCGUCUGUAGGCUAGGGUAUAUCGAGGGAGCCGCCAUGGCAGUCGGAUCAUUGAGCCUCCACAUCGGGAUAUGAAGAGGAACUGCAUGUGUCCCAAAUCGACAAGAAAACGCCACAUUUACCUUUGAUCCUCCCUGGAUCGACGUCUGAACUAACACGUCCUCAUCUUCGUGGAAUUCGUCCAAAAAAAAGAAUUCGCAAUUGGUUUUAAAACGAGGGGGCCACAGGGAGAGGCCAGAUUCAUGACUAUUUUAGUCGGAGACGUGUCUUCUGAGGCCCGUUGAAAGAAAACCUGGAAUAUAAAGAGGAAACAAUGCUCUGAUUGACCGUCGAUGGGAAAGCAAGGCUAGUUUAUUAGGUGUUAUAAAGUAGUGUGAACCGAUAGUGGGACAAAAAGGGUCUAUUUUUGCCUUCCCCUUCCAGUUAAUCAUAGUAAUAUUCCUUUACUGUCAUCCUUUUUGGAUGAGAAAGUCAGGCGAGUCGACCAGCCCUGUCGUUUAAAAAGUAACUGUCUCCGUAACGAGAGAAUCAAAGGAAUUGGAUCAUGUCGGGCCGGCCCAGGACCACAUCCUUCGCAGAGAGCUGCAAACCAGUGCCGCAGCCCUCUGCUUUCGGCAGCAUGAAAGUCAGCAGAGAUAAAGAUGGCAGCAAGGUAACGACAGUUGUGGCCACUCCGGGUCAAGGCCCCGACCGGCCACAGGAAGUGAGCUACACAGACACCAAGGUCAUCGGAAACGGCUCCUUCGGUGUGGUCUACCAAGCUAAACUCUGCGACUCUGGAGAGCUAGUAGCCAUCAAGAAGGUCCUCCAAGACAAGAGAUUUAAGAACCGCGAGCUGCAGAUCAUGAGGAAGCUGGACCACUGCAACAUCGUCCGCCUGCGCUACUUCUUCUACUCCAGCGGAGACAAGAAAGAUGAGGUGUAUUUGAAUCUGGUUCUGGACUACGUGCCUGAGACAGUCUACAGAGUGGCCAGACAUUACAGCCGAGCCAAACAGACGCUGCCCAUGGUUUACGUAAAGUUGUACAUGUACCAGCUGUUCCGGAGUCUGGCCUACAUCCACUCGUUUGGCAUCUGCCACCGGGACAUCAAGCCCCAGAACCUGCUGCUGGACCCGGAGACGGCCGUGCUCAAGCUCUGCGACUUUGGCAGUGCGAAGCAGCUGGUCCGUGGAGAGCCUAACGUGUCCUACAUCUGCUCCCGCUACUACCGAGCUCCCGAGCUCAUUUUUGGCGCCACUGACUACACCUCCAGCAUAGAUGUCUGGUCAGCCGGCUGCGUACUGGCAGAGCUGUUGCUAGGACAACCGAUCUUCCCAGGCGACAGUGGAGUGGAUCAGUUGGUGGAAAUCAUCAAGGUUCUCGGCACCCCGACCAGAGAGCAGAUCCGCGAGAUGAACCCCAACUACACCGAGUUCAAAUUCCCCCAGAUCAAGGCACAUCCAUGGACUAAGGUGAGUCAACAGGUCUUCCGGCCCCGCACGCCUCCAGAGGCCAUCGCCCUGUGCUCCCGCCUGCUGGAGUACACGCCCACGGCCCGCCUCACCCCCCUGGAGGCCUGCGCACACUCAUUCUUCGACGAGCUGCGCGACCCCAACGUCAAGCUGCCCAACGGGAGGGAGAAGCCCUCGCUCUUCAACUUCACCACCCAGGAGCUAUCCAGUAAUCCCUCGUUGGCCUCCAUACUCAUCCCUGCCCACGCCCGCAGCCAGGCUUCUGCCUCCACCCCAACCAACGCGUCUGCCACCACAGACGGCAGCAGCACAGAGCGAGGCCCCAGCACCACCACCGCCUCCGCCUCCGCCUCCAACUCCACCUCCUGA
Messenger RNA from Menidia menidia (Atlantic silverside), 2032 nucleotides. NCBI's taxonomy places the organism in Eukaryota, Metazoa, Chordata, Actinopteri, Atheriniformes, Atherinopsidae. The record is from the annotation of a GenBank genome assembly.